Messenger RNA from Caenorhabditis elegans, 1076 nucleotides. It is a transcript of the gene Y6D1A.2, whose product is annotated as RING-type domain-containing protein. The transcript is spliced from 3 exons. The coding region runs from base 178 to 930 and encodes 250 amino acids. Lineage: Eukaryota; Metazoa; Nematoda; Chromadorea; Rhabditida; Rhabditidae. The record is from RefSeq and is marked reviewed.
UGCAAGAUAACAAUCAUUAACCCAUUUCUUACACUAUUUUUCCCUAUUUGGCCUCGUAGUCUACGCACAUCACGUCCAAUUUUCCAAUUACUAUUAGGCGAAAAAUCAAUUUUCAAAUUUCAAAUUCCGUGGUUUUUGGUUUUUCGAAUUGUUUUUAUAAGCUAAAAGGAGGGGCUGAUGCCAAGAGCUAAAACCAUGAAUCCGACAGGAACCUCUACCUCAAUUGAAAUACCUAUCACCGCCCGUAGAAGUGAUCGCAUUGGAAUUAGGACGAAGGAAAUUGAAAGAUUAAAAGCUGCACAUAAAAUGCAAGUUGAUGCACUGAACAUUGAGCUGACAGCAGUUCAAAACGUUUUGAAAGAAAAAUCAAUAAUAAAUCAAUCGCUAACGGAAAGUUUGAGAAAUAUAAGUGCAAAUGUUAGACAUCGAGUGGACGCCGAUAGCUUCAAAAUUGAGCUGAAAAGAGAAGCGAUGGAAAAAUUCCACAUUCGAGUGGAGUUGUUGGCUCAAUGUGCAAAAGUGAAGGAAUUGGAGAGGGAUAAAUUCCAAUUGAGCUAUCAAAUGCAGGAAUUGAGAACUAUUGGAGAGCAUCAAAAUCUGAUAAAGAUGGUUGAUGAAGAACGCGAGAGAGCGGAUGUUCAGAGAAAAAGAGCAUUGGAGCAGGUCGCGUUGGCUCUGAAAAAGGAAGAAGAAUCCGAUGGACAACCGAAACCUUGGAGGAUGUGUGAGAUUUGUAGUCGGGAGUAUGAGGAUACUAAGGAGCGUGUGCCAAGGGUUCUUGACUGCGGGCACACAAUUUGCCACGAAUGCAUCACGAGAAUCCAUAAGCCAACGGAACCAUUCAAAUGUCCUUUUGAUAGAAAAAUCAUUGAGAUGGACGGCCGGAAUGUGGAGAGCUUUCCGAAAAAUUAUACUAUUCUUCAAAUGUGAUAUAUUGUUAUUCAUAAAAAUUUUAGUUGAUAGGCCUUUUUGGUAAUGCCUUUUAAAAAUUGUUUUUAGAAAACUGUACAAAAUGAAGUGAAUUUUAAUAUUAUUUAUUAAUUGGACAAAUAAAAAAAUAAAGAAAUAGUUAAACC